UUUGAAUUUUAUCUGAAAAACUGAAAAAGUACUGAAGAAAGGCAGUCAUCGAAGAAUCCACAGAUUAUAAGGUAAAAGCGAACCUUAACUAUUAUUCAAUAUAUUUUUGAUAGCUUAAUUUUUAAUUUAUUAAUUUUUAUAAUAGAUUAGUUGCUUUUGAACCAUGGUCCGGCGUGCCUUAAUUUUUGGUAAUUCUUUUAUUCGUCGUUUAGAAACAUUUACUCAUGAAAACUGUGAUCGAGGUUGGUUAAAUUUAGGUUUAGACGGAACCGAUAUCCAGGUGGAAUUUUUUGGUUUGGGGGGAGGGACUCUUCGCCCCGGUAAUAAAUGUGUUCAAAAGCAACAUUAUAUGCAUAUAAUUGAAGAAUAUACGCCACAUUCAGUUUUUCUUCAGGUUGGAGGCAACGAUUUAUCGUCUGAAAAUGAGCCCGUAAAAUUAGCAAGAGAUAUCAGCGUUUUUGCCGAUUACAUAAUUAAUUGCUAUCAUGUUAACCACGUGGUUAUUGGUCAACUUCUCCCGAGGUAUUCCGAAAGACCGGAAACCUAUUAUAACAACAAGGUUUACAUUGUAAACAAAGAACUUAGUCAUUUACUAAAACAAAGAGAUAAUGCGACUUUCUGGCAUCAUAGGGGGUUGUGGAAGAACACCCCAGAUUUAUUAUUAAAAGAUAAAGUUCAUCUUAAUGAUGAAGCAAAAUGCCAAAGCAGAAAAGCAGAACAAGAAGAAAGGCUGCUCCACAAAACCUGGUAGAGGAUGUUCACGAUUUAGUGGAGGAACAAAGUCAGGAGUUACCACCAAUAUACAGGCCACCAGUGCGGAGACGCAAGGCCAGACAAACAGCUCCUGAAAAUCUGUCAGUUCAUGAAACAAAUACUAAACAGUCGUCUGUUCCAACCGCAAAUGACAUUGCUGAUGCUUUGUUCCUGAAGUUUCAAAGUUCUGGCGUUCAACUUGUCAAAGACAAUACAGCAGUUCCAAUUAAUGACUUAACUGGUAUAUUGUCGUCAUCAUCUAUACAACCAGAAAAUUCGUCAACUACUGACUCCCAGGGACCAAUGUUAGCUGUCUUUCAACCACCAGUUUCCUCAGAUCCUAAUAUCAACACUCCUUCUGAUGGUGAGCAGCUAAACUCAAAUGAAGAAAUUCCAUAUGCAUGUGAAAUGUUGAGACAUACUAUACCUUUAGAUUACCAUGUCAGCAAUAAGGUUAAAUCUGAUGUUUGGUGUGAUAAUUAUGUAAAUUUUGCUCUAUUGUUACCUUCUAAUAUUGAUGAUACAUGUAAUGAAUCAACAUUAUUUGAAAAUUUAAAUAUUACGAUUUCAAAUAGGAAACCUAACAAAGAGCUUUUGUCCAUUCACCAAUGGACAAAUGCUUUUGAUAUAUUUAUGUCUAUAUAUCUUGAAAAGAAUUUGAGGUCUGCUAAAGCAUUGAUAAAAUAUGGUUUUAAUGUACGGUCAUUAUGCAAGUCCUUGGGUUUCCAAGCCGCUAAAUUAUAUGACGAGAAAUUUAGGAAGAUAAGGAAAAUUUUAGGGUUACGAUGGGAUGAAAUAAAUGAUGAACUUUGGAGAUCUGCAGCUUUAUAUGACAGACAAUCUGAAUUUUCAGGUCAAAAUAAGAAGUCAUUUGCCAAAACCUCAAACUCAGGCCCAAAUUCUUUUCAUAGGAGGGCCCAGCAUCAGUAUCAAUUCCCAAAUGGCUAUUGCUGGGCCUUCUGUAAAUCAGGGGAAUGCACAUCAAAGUUUUGUAAACUUAAACACCAAUGUGUACACUGCAGCAAGAAACACUGUACCCUUACAUGCCCAGAGCAAAAAGGAAAACAAGCAAACUUUGUCAAAACUUCCAACACCAAUAAAGGUUGAAAAUUUAAAACACUUUUUAGCAGGUUAUGAAACACAGUUGAAAGAUAAAUUGAUUCAUGGUUUUUCUUUUGGAUUUUCAAUUAAUUCUUGUUUUUCUACAUCCCUAAAUAAAGAGAUUUUUCCUCCAAAUCAUAAAAGUGCAAGGGAAAAUUAUCAUGUUGUGCAAUCAAAACUAAAUAAAGAGAUUGAAGCAGGUAGAGUUAAGGGUCCUUUUACAAAGCCCCCUUUCCCUCUCUUUGUAUGCUCCCCUUUGGGUUUAGUUCCAAAAAAGGAACCCAAUUCUUAACGAUUAAU
Mytilus californianus (California mussel) is the source of this 2154-nucleotide messenger RNA. RefSeq lists its product as uncharacterized. The transcript has 2 exons. Lineage: Eukaryota; Metazoa; Mollusca; Bivalvia; Mytilida; Mytilidae. The record is from RefSeq and is a predicted model, not a curated record. Bases 697 to 1860 code for a protein of 387 amino acids.